UUGGCGCAUAAAGCACACUGGGGAAGGCUGCUCAGUGUUUUUGUGACUGGCCCAAUCCAAGUUUGUCUCCAGUCUCUGAGAAAGACCUUUAUAAGCCCCUGACCCUGAAGCUCUGGUUCCACAUGCGGGAGGGUUCUGCAGCUGGUGAAACAGAGGAGGACUGCGGGACGCGGGAACGUUAAGGUCAUGUAAGUUGUAGAAAUGUGAGUGCAGUCAUAUUUGGAUGUUGACGGCUGGACCGACUCCUCCUGAACGCUGUUCUCCUCUUCAGCUUCACUCCAUCGCUGCCUGUACCAUGAACUGCACCGCUGUGGGCGGCUACUGUGGACCUCCGCUGUGGUACCAGUUCCCAGUGUGCGCCGAGGCCCCUUUCGGCUUCGUCUUCUACUUCGCGGUCAAGGUGUUCAACCUGGCGGUGGGGACGCCCUGUAACGUCCUGGUCAUGUGGCACAUCAGCAGCAAGAAGAGCGACGCGUCCACCUCCGACGCCUUCAUUUUCAACCUGGCCCUGCUGGACGCCUUCUUCUGCCUCACCACGCCCUUGGACCUGGUGAACCGCAUGUUGCUGGAGGACUCUCACCUUUGGUACUUUCAGAGGUUUGCGUAUGGGAUGAAGGACUUGGCGCCGCUCUUUCUGGUGUGCAUCUGUCUGGACCGUUACAUAGCUGUGGUCUUCCCGGUCCUGUUCACAAGCAUUCGUGACUCCAACGUCCGGACUGGGGUUUCUGUGGUGGUCUGGGGUCUGAUCCUGGCUUAUGGGCUAGGCAAGUGCAUCCUGGGAGACCCAAAAGUCAAUGGGAUCUUCAGUGGUGUCAUCCUCUUUGCCUUUGCGUUCAUGGUGUUCUGCAACAUCUCGGUGAUCUGGGUGCUCCGUCGCUCUGUUGCAGGAAAGGAAGUCAUGCACCCAGUGAAGAAGAAGGCCUUCAAAAUGGUGCUGAUGGUCUUGGUCAUUAUCAUUGCCACCUACCUACCAACUGUGGCUCUAAUGCCCUUUGUGUCCUACUACUCAUUCAUGGUGUUCAACUGCCAGAUCAGCAUCAGUGUGUACUCCAUCAUGGACCUGAGCUGCAGCAUCGAGCCUCUGCUCUAUCUCACAAAAAUGGAUCAUGUGGGAGGCAGCUGCUGCUGGCAGCGUCCGUCUAAGGAGCAGCAUGAUGCAAAAGUGUAAUCAGAGCCAAGCUCUGUAUAGAUUAGACUGAUUUAUAGCCAAUAAAGGUUUGGGAUAUUUUGCUUAUUGCUUGUAAC
Messenger RNA from Betta splendens (Siamese fighting fish), 1245 nucleotides. Its product is annotated as G-protein coupled receptor 4-like. The record is from RefSeq and is a predicted model, not a curated record. The coding region runs from base 224 to 1168 and encodes 314 amino acids. Gene Ontology annotation, cellular component: membrane. The transcript is spliced from 2 exons. Gene Ontology annotation, biological process: positive regulation of Rho protein signal transduction; phospholipase C-activating G protein-coupled receptor signaling pathway. Gene Ontology annotation, molecular function: G protein-coupled receptor activity. NCBI's taxonomy places the organism in Eukaryota, Metazoa, Chordata, Actinopteri, Anabantiformes, Osphronemidae.